CGUCCGCUUUGCCUAAAUGCCAUUAUUAUUUUCCGAGUUUCAUCCACAGCCACAGUGCAAAUUACGGCCGCACGUUAAUAUAUUAUAAUACAUAACAAUAACAAUGCUAAACUAAAGUUAAAACCUAGCUCUACACGUUCAUCAACUUAAUUUAAGUGUUAAAGUAGUUCUAAAGUGUCUUUUAAGUCGUCAAAAAGAGGCGAAGCAAUCAACCAACUUACAUACAAAUACAUAUAUAAAAAAAAAGUUCGUCGUCGUUGUCUCGCUGUCUCCCGUUGUCACCAGUGAAUUGUGGUUCUACAUAUAUGUAAUUUGGAAUCGCAUGUGCUUGUUCGAUUAAUGUGCGUUCUCAUUGCUGCGUUUGCCCUUCUGCAUACGAACUAAAAUACAAAAAUACAUUUGCAGUGCGAGGUAAGAAGAAGUUGCCCAACGGAGUUCAGAAAGAUGCAACAUCAUGUGCAUGCAACGAGAGCAGCGUCACAUUUACGGGCUCCACAUCAUCACAACCACAUGGCAAUGCCACCACAUCCACAUGCCGGCAUGGAGCAACAUCUGAGCACAAUCACAGCAGCAGCAGCAGCGCCAGUUGCAACACAGCAGCAGCAACAGCAACAGGCGCCGCAACAACGUGAUGCUCAUCAUGGACGACUGAAUCAGCAUCAUCAUCAACAUCUUCACGCACAGCAGCAGCAACAACAGCAGCAGCAGCCGCCGCCAUCGAAUGCCGCGUAUCACAACAAUAACAAUAGCAACAGUAACAACAAUCAAAUGCAAAAGAUACGACAACAACAUCAGCAUCUCAACACAAGCAAUGGGCAUUUGACAAAAUGUAAUCAACCGCCUCCAGCUCCUCCCCAGACAUACCUGAAUCCUGCACCAAUUACCUACAGUCAAUUGCCACAUCAUAUGGCACAUUUGGGCAGCUAUGCGGCACAAGCGCCGCCUCCAACAGUGUUGAGUGGCAAACAACCACAUUAUUAUCUCAGCACGGCAAAGCCAGCCAAAUACAACAACAAUAACAACGGCAGCAGCAACAACAACAAUAACAACAGCAGCAACUAUGCACAUGCACCUAAAACCAUACUGCAAAAUACAUAUCGCAAUGCCAAGAGCAAUGGACAAGCAGCAGCUGCAACCACAGAUGCAGCAACAGUUGCAGCGACAUCAGCAACCGUUGUCGCUGCCGCUGAGCAUGCACUGCCAACCACAUUGAGAAUUGUGGGCAGCUGUAGGAACAGCAAUGGCGAUAACAUUGUCAUUGCCAGCGAGGAAAUCUGUGAGCUGCCGUCUGCGGAGACGCCGGACAACUGUGAGGCAUUGCCGACGCACGUCGACGAUUGCAGCAGCAGCACGGAGCACAUUGAUGCAACGGGCACGUUGCCCAAUGAGGACAGCAGUGCUGCUCGCAAUGCUAAGGACAAGACGCCCAUGUGCUUGGUCAAUGAACUGGCCAGAUACAACAAGAUCACACAUCAAUAUCGCUUGACUAGCGAGCGUGGUCCGGCGCAUUGCAAGACAUUUACGGUGACAUUGAAGCUGGGCGAGGAGGAGUAUUCAGCGGAUGGAUUUAAGAUCAAAAAGGCGCAACAUUUGGCCGCCUCGAAGGCCAUUGAGGAGACCAAGUACAAGCAUCCGCCGCCCAAGAUACGCCGCAAUGACGAGAGCAGUUCAACGCGUACGCAUAUCACUCCCACCGUUGAACUGAAUGCGCUGGCCAUGAAGCUGGGACAACGCACCUACUAUCUUUUGGAUCCCACGCAAAUGCCACCGGCGGAUGCGAUGCUGCCACCGGAAUAUGCCACACCGUUGUUGCCUACGCCGGCGGCUGGACUGCCAGCGCCACCUCCGCCGCCGCCUUAUGCCUUGCGUCGCAAUGCCAACACAGCUGGCGGCUAUGUGCUCGCUGCACCGCCCAUGCAUCCACAUCAUCCUCAUGUGGCGCUGCCGGCACAGCGCGGCAUCUAUGGCCAUCAGCGUCCAUAUGCGCCCAAGUAUCAGUCCCGUUAUGCGCUGACGCCGGCGCUGGGGCCGCAUAUGCUGGCCGGUCCGCAUGGACCAUAUGCGCCGCCACUGCCAGUGACUCCCAGCAAGAUAACACUGUUCGUGGGCAAGCAGAAGUUUGUGGGCAUCGGACGCACUCUGCAGCAGGCCAAGCACGAUGCGGCGGCACGUGCCUUGCAGGUGUUGAAGACUCAGUCCAACAGCACGACGGAUGAGGCGCUAGAUGAUUCCAUGGAUGAGGGCGACAAGAAGUCACCCAUUUCUCAGGUGCACGAGAUUGGCAUCAAGCGCAGCAUGACAGUGCACUUCAAGGUGCUGCGGGAGGAGGGACCAGCACACAUGAAGAACUUCAUCACGGCGUGCAUUGUCGGCUCCAUUGUCACCGAGGGCGAGGGCAAUGGCAAGAAGUUGUCCAAGAAGCGUGCUGCCGAAAAGAUGCUGAGCGAGCUACAGAAACUGCCACCACUUACGCCAACCAAACAGACGCCCAUGAAGAGGAUCAAGGUGAAAACACCUGGCAAAGGAGGCGCAGUGAAUGCAGCUGCUGCUGUUGCUGGCAUGGCAGCUGCUGCUGUCACUCCACUAGGUAAACCGGAGAGACGCAAGCGUCUGAGUGCGGCCUUGAAGGAGAAGCCAGUUGUGGACCUGGAUGACGCAGAGAAUCCCAUCACAAAGCUCAUACAAUUGCAGCAAACACGGAAGGAAAAGGAGCCCAUCUUCGAACUGAUAGCCAAGAACGGCAACGAAACGUCCAGACGGCGGGAAUUCGUCAUGGAGGUGUCCGCCAGCGGCAGCACAGCCCGCGGCACAGGCAAUAGCAAAAAACUGGCCAAACGCAAUGCAGCACAAGCCCUGCUGGAGUUGCUGGAAUCAACGGAGCCCAAGAGCGGCGAUACGGAACACGCCUUGGAUAACAAUGUAAACGCAGCUGCGACUGAAGUCCAGGCUGUACUCGAUGUGCCCAUGGUGUCAACGCCAGCAGGGCCUGUCCCCGGUAUACUCAUACUCCGCCAAAACAAGAAACCAGCUAAGAAAAAAGACGGAGUAGUCGUUGUCAAAGCCAAUGUGGAGCCAGUCAAGGAGAAGGAAGCCAGGCCAGAAGCUAUACUAACAGCAACAACAACAGAGGAAACCACCAGCAACAACAACAACAACAAUAGUAGUAGCAAUAGCAGCAGCAGUAGCAACGAUUCAAAUGCAAACGAAGCUGCCAAUGGCAGUGAGAGCACAUUGAACACUUCCACGGGCAGCAACACCAGCGGCGUCAGCAGCAACAGCAGCAACGCAACCACAAGCAGCAGCAGCAGUGCCAGUGGUGGUGCUGAUGGCGGAGGUGGCGGUGGUGGCAACGGAGGAGGUGGUGUGCAUAUGAAGGAACAGCUAAUAUAUCUCAGUAAAUUGCUGGAUUUCGAGGUGAAUUUCUCGGACUAUCCCAAGGGUAAUCACAAUGAGUUUCUAACGAUUGUAACACUAUCCACAAAUCCGCCACAGAUCUGUCAUGGUGUUGGCAAAAGCUGCGAGGAAUCACAGAAUGCAGCUGCACGCAAUGCUCUUAAGAUUCUAAGUGAACUGGGCCUAAACAAUGCCAAGAAAUAAGCCAAACAAAUUAACUAACUGCAAUUUUUGUUGCCAAUAUAAACGCAAAACAAAACAAAACAAAAAGCUAAAAAAAUACCCGUCCACAAAUCAAACCUUAAAGAACUAAACGAAAGAAAUGAGAAUGUAAAAGAUAAAGUAAUUAAAAAAAUGAAAAGAUAGCUGUGUGCAAAUUGAAAAGAAUUAAAAACAAUGCAAGAAACAGUACUUUUUGAAAUAGCAAAUUAUUAGUUAAUAUACCUAUUUAUUUAUUUAUGUGCAAGUAAGCGCAAUGUGCAUAGUUGAUUUGUUUAAAACAAUGCACAGAUUGCGCCAACUGCUGUUAUUAAUUUUAUUUAUUUGUUGUUGAAAAUUGAGAAACGGUUAAACACAUUCUGAGCCAAGUCAAGCGCAACGAAAACUCAACCAUGUUAAAAAGUUAUAUUUGAAAAAAAUGAGAGAAUAUAAACAAUAACUGAAUAGCCUUAUCGAAAGAUAGUCAGAGAAAAAAGAGAGAGUGAGAGCCAAGAAAUGUUGUUGCAGCAUGUUGCACACAUUAAAUUAAUAUUUAAAGUUAAGAAUGAAAGAUCGUUAAGCACUUGAAUUGAAUUGAUGAACAUAUUUAAACACUACAAAAUAAUAAUGAUAAUAAUAAUAAUAUUUAUUAGCUGCAUGCGGCUGCUUAAAUGCUUAUGCAACGCUUUCAAAAAAUAAAUACUAAAAUUUUGUUGCCACAAAAAAUUAGAAAUACCAGAAAUCGAAAUUGAAAAACGAGCUGUGCACACGCGUUGGAAAUUUUUAAUUUAUUUUUUCAAAGCCAAAA
Molecule: messenger RNA, 4399 nt
Organism: Drosophila innubila
Lineage: Eukaryota; Metazoa; Arthropoda; Insecta; Diptera; Drosophilidae
Gene: stau
Product: maternal effect protein staufen
Exons: 7
Coding region: 445-3597 (1050 amino acids)
Source: RefSeq, a predicted model, not a curated record